Messenger RNA from Yarrowia lipolytica CLIB122, 1749 nucleotides. RefSeq lists its product as uncharacterized. The record is from RefSeq and is a predicted model, not a curated record. Lineage: Eukaryota; Fungi; Ascomycota; Dipodascomycetes; Dipodascales. Gene Ontology annotation, cellular component: clathrin vesicle coat; endosome; plasma membrane. Gene Ontology annotation, biological process: actin filament organization; endocytosis. Gene Ontology annotation, molecular function: clathrin binding; phospholipid binding.
AUGUCGAAGUCCAUCGUCCGUUCCAUCAAGAACGUCACGAACGGAUACACCUCGGCCCAGGUGAAGGUCCGAAAUGCCACAUCCAACGACGCUUGGGGUCCGUCCACGUUUGACCUUGAGGAAAUCGCCAGACUCACCCACUCCAACCAGGAGCUUUUCGAGGUGAUGGACAUGAUCGAUCGACGACUCAACGACAAGGGCAAAAACUGGCGCCAUGUCAUCAAGGCCCUCAAUCUGCUGGACUACUGUAUCCACUGUGGCUCGGAGAACGUUGUUCUGUGGUGCAAGGACAACCUGUACGUGGUUAAGACCCUGCGGGAGUUCCAUUACAUCGAUGAGAACGGCCGAGACCAGGGUGCCAGCAUCCGUUCCCGAGCAAAAGAAAUCACCUCAUUGCUGCUGGACGAUGAGCGACUACGAAACGAGCGGGCCAAUCGGUCCUCCUGGAAGAAGGGACGACGGGCUCAGGGAGACGACUACGGCUCUGACGAGGAGAGUGGAAUUGUCUCUUCUCGAACCAGAACCGCCGACGACCGACGAGACGACCGACGAGACGACCGACGAGAUUCUCGACGAGAUUCUCGACGACCCUCCAGACGAGGAUCCACGCCAGACGAUGACCUAGCCCGUGCGCUUGCCGAGUCGCAGCGAACGGCCGACGAGGAGGCCCGAAUGCGACAGAACGGAGGAGCCGAGGACGAGGCUCUGAGAAAGGCCAUUGCUCUGUCGGAGGAGGAGCAGAAGAAUCGAGAUCUCGGUGGCGGAAUGGCCCAGGGAACCGCACAGCCCAUCAACCUCAUCGACACAGACAGCUUUCCCACUCAGUUCCAGCCACAGCAGCAGCAGCAGCAGAUGCAGCCCACUGGCUAUGAUCUGUUUGGCAACGCCAUCUACGGCCAGCAGCAGCCCACCAUGAACACUGGAGUGCUCCAGAACGCAUACGCCACUGGAGGCAUGUUCGACCAGCAGCCCAACCAGUUCCAGCAGCAGCAGCAGCAGUUCCAGCCUCAGCAGCAGCAGUACACCGGAUUCCAACCCCAGCAGCAGCCCCAGCAACAGCAGUACACUGGUUUCCAGCAGCAAAACGACUUCUCUCAGUCCUUCCAGCAGCAGCAGCAGCAGCAGCCUGCUGAGCCCCUCCAGCCUCUCAAAACUGGCUCUAACAACCCCUUUGCAAAGCAUGAUUCUACAAACGGCUCUUCUUCCACUGGUCCCUCCCUCAACUUCAUGGCUUCUAACAACAUGACCACCCAGGCACAUCCCAACCACCAACAGCAGCAGCAGCAGCAGCAGCAGCAACAGCAACCGGCACCCAAGCAGCGUGCGCAGGUCACUGGCGGUGCUCAUCCCGAACUCAACAACCUGCUCAUGACCGGAGACGGAGUCGACACCUUUGGAAACACUGGCGAGACCCGAAUCCCCGCACAGCACACCCGAGACACGUUCAUGAACGCUCGUCUGCAGCCCCAGGCCACAGCCAACAACAACCCGUUUGUGGGCCAGCAGUACACCGGUAUCCCCAGCACUCAGAUCCAGCCUGCAGUGACCGGCUACGGUUUUGGCAACGCGCCACAGCAGACCGGCAUGCAGCAGAGCAACGGACAGCAGCAGUACGGACAGCAGCAGUACGGACAGCAGCAGAACCAGCAGCAGUAUGGUCAACAGCAGUAUGGCCAGUUUGGACAGCAGCAGCCUCAGCAGCAACAGUACGGCGGAGGAGCACCCCAGCAAUCGCUGAUAGAUUUGUAA